Closterium sp. Naga37s-1 is the source of this 4600-nucleotide messenger RNA. The record is from the annotation of a GenBank genome assembly. Lineage: Eukaryota; Viridiplantae; Streptophyta; Zygnematophyceae; Desmidiales; Closteriaceae.
AUGCACUACCUUCUCAUGUACAAAAAGUGGCACUUGCAUGGUCUUGCCCGACCCCAUCUCGCCGCACACAAGGCUGGCAGGGCUGCCCCACAUCACACUCACCUGCCCUGUCCCCCACACUGCACCCACUUGCCCCUCCCCACACUGCACUCACCUGUCCUUUCCCCCACACCGCACUCACCUGUCCUUUCCCCCACACCGCACUCACCUGUCCUUUCCCCCACACCGCACUCACCUGUCCUUUCCCCCAGACCGCACUCACCUGUCCUUUCCCCCACACCGCACUCACCUGUCCUUUCCCCCACACCGCACUCACCUGUCCUUUCCCCCACACCGCACUCACCUGUCCUUUCCCCCACACCGCACUCACCUGUCCUUUCCCCCACACCGCACUCACCUGUCCUUUCCUCCACACCGCACUCACCUGUCCUUUCCCCCACACCGCACUCACCUGUCCUUUCCCCCACACCGCACUCACCUGUCCUUUCCCCCACACCGCACUCACCUGUCCUUUCCCCCACACCGCACUCACCUGUCCUUUCCCCCACACCGCACUCACCUGUCCUUUCCCCCACACUGCACUCACCUGAGGAACAGCCUGCAGGCUUUCGCAGCAGCAGAGCCUGCAGGCUGAGCACGCCGGUUGCCUCUCCCCUCUCAGCAGCAGAGCCUGGAGGAAGGGGGGAAAAUGGCGGAAAACGGGGGUCGGCGGGAGGGAGAAGAGUGCGUGAGCAGGAAGCGGAAAGGUGUGGGAGCGAGGGCAAACAUGCACCCACGUCCGACGCAGCGAAGGGCAGCGCCGCGACCUCCCCCCCUUCCCCACUGCGCCUUCUCCUCCCCACCGUACUCCGUCCACACUGCGCCUUCCGCUCCCCGACCUUCCCCCCUCCCCACUGCGCCCUCCCCUUCCCACCUCCCCUUCUCCCCACUGCGCCCUCCCCCCACCACCUCCCCCAUCCCCACAGCGCCCUCUCCUCCCGCACCCCCCUCGUCCGCGCACCUCACCUCGACCGCGCGUCGUUCGUCGCGGCGAAGGGCAGCGCCGCGCGCUCCUCCGCGCGCACAGAAAAUCACAGUCGCAACUGUCUUGCUUUCCUUGUGCUGAACAUUCACCUCCCCGCGCGCCUCCGCGCGGAUGAAUCAGGCAGCACGCGUGCAUCCCGCCCGCGCCUCGUCCGUGGCGGCGGAGAGCGCGCCUCCAACCAACGUCGCCGCCUUUUGAGGCGCCUUGAACGACGCGCGCACCUCCGCCAGCACGGACGAGGCGCGAGCGGGGAGGUGCCUCGUCCGUCCGUCCAUCGCCCGCGCCUCGUCCGCUCAGCACGUGGAUUUCGGUGCUGCUCCGUCUAUGAUCCAUCGCGCCACAGAACCAUGACGAAUCUGUUCGAGCACGUGCUAAAAGAGUUGCCAAACCCCAAAGGCGGCUCGUUUGGCUCAUAUUACAGCCUCCCCCAACUCGAAGAUUCUCGCAUCGAUGAACUGCCAUUUCUUGUCAAGUACAUGCUGGAGUCCGCCGUUCGCAACUGCGACAAUGACCACGUCACGAAGGAGGACGUGGAGAAGAUCCUGAAUUGGGCUGAAAAUCCCCUGCACCAAGAGAAGAUCCUCUUCAAGCCAGCUCGAGUCAUCCUGCAGGACUUCACUCGCGUUCCUGCUGGUGUGGACCUCGUUGCGACACAGGACGCGUUGAGGAAGGCCGGCUGCAAUCUUCUUACCAUCGACCCUCAGGUGCCGGUGGAUCUGGUGAUCAAACACCCGGUGGGCCUCAGCAUGGAGCGCGCGAUCGAGCGCAACAUUGAGCUGCUCGCUCUCCUUGAUUCAACCUCGACGGCCACCAGACAGAUUGUUGUGGUCCCCCCUGGCGCUGGCAUCGUGCACCAGGUGAAUCAGGAGUACCUGGCGCAGGUGGUGGUGGAGGUCGACGGGCUGCUCUACCCUGACAGCGUCGUCAGCACCGACUCCCACUCCACCUUGACCCAUGGUCUCGGCAUCCUCGGCUGGGGCGAGAGCUGGUCUAGAGCCAAAGGUGCCAUGCGCGGGGAGCCCAUACGCAUGGACCUCCCCCAAGUCGUGGGCGUCAACCUCACGGGAAGGCUCCGAGCGGGAGCCACGGCCACGGAUGUGGCUAUGACGUGCAUGAAACCCAGCAUGCUGAAUUCAUUCGUGGAGUUUUAUGGCGAGGGGAUGCGGGAGCUGUCAGUGGCGGACCGGGCGACAGUGGCGAACCUGCUGUCGGAGUUUGGGGCGACCAUGGGGUUCUUCCCGGUGGACUCGGUGACGCUGCAGCACCUGAGGGCCACGGGGCGCGAUGAGGCGAAGGUGGAGCAGGUUGAGGCGUACAUGCGCGCCAACCACCUCUUCAUGGAUCACGCCACGGCUGGAGAGGCGGAGGCCAAGCCCAAGUAUUCCACCCACCUCCAGCUGGACCUUGCGACUGUGGAGCCCUGCGUCUGCGGGCCACGCAUCUCUGGGCCCGACGCCUGCAGACCCUACUGGCCGCACAGAUUUGUCAAACUCAAGACCAUGAAGUCGGGCUGGGAUGAAUGCCUCAGCAACACCGUCCGUUCAAAGGGCUUCGGCAUCCUCUUGGACCAGCAAGGAAAGAGUGUGCCGGUGACUCUUGAGGAAGGGGUGCAAAUCCAGCUGAAGCACGGGUCCGUGGUCAUCGCUGCCAUCACCUCCUGCACCAGCGCGCUCAACCCGGCGGAAAUGUUGACAGCAACCCUGGUGGCGAAGAAGGCGAGUGAGAGGGGGCUCCAGGUGAAGCCCUACGUCAAGACGAGCCUCGCCCCUGCCUCCAACGUGGUGACCAAGUACCUUGAGGCCAGUGGUCUCCUGCCAGCUCUGGAGGGUCAGGGCUUCCACGUGGUGGGAUAUGGCUGCACCACGUGCAUUGGGAACUCGGCAGAGAUUUCAGAGUCUGUCAUUGAGGCCAUUUCAAGCAACGGUCUGGUGGCAGCAACAGUGCAGUCUUGUAACCGUGCCUCUGAGGGGCACGUGCAUCCUCUCAUUCGAGCCAACUACCUUGCAUCGCCACCCCUCGUCGUGGCAUAUGCGCUCGCUGGCACGGUGGUCAUUGACUUUGAUCAAGAGACCAUCGGAACGGACAAGGACGGCAAGGAGGUGUUCUUGAGGGACAUCUGGCCCAGCAACGAGGAGGUGGCAGAGGUGUUGGAGAGGGCGGUGCUGCCGCAGCUCUUCCAGUCGGUGUACGAGGCAGUGAGGGAGGGCGCCACCGACGCCCUCUGGAACAGCCUUCCCGCAGAUAACGAGAUUGGUUGGAGGGACGGGACGGACGCGUCCAGCCUGCACCUGCUCAGUCAGGGCGACUCUGACGCCACUGAUCAGACCUCACCUGCUGGUCACCCCAUCUGUCACUUUGGCACCGUGCACCGUGCGUACAGCCCCCCCUGCCCUUUGGCACGGCGAGCCGUGGCCACACCCCCCCCCUCCCCCCCCCGCACACCCCGUUCCCCCCGCACCCCCUCCCCUCCCCUCCCUUUGACACGGUGUGUGUGUUGCACGGGAGGGGUGUGUGUUGCACGGGAGGGGUGCGUGUUGCACGGGGAGGGGUGUGUGUUGCACGGGAGGGGUGUGUGUUGCACGGGAGGGGUGUGUGUUGCACGGGAGGGGUGUGUGUUGCACGGGAGGGGUGUGUGUUGCACGGGAGGGGUGUGUGUUGCACGGGAGGGGUGUGUGUUGCACGGGAGGGGCACCUUUAUCCAGGCGGCCUUUGAUAAACUUCAACAGCAGGUGGAGCCGCGGCUGCUCGAGCUGGGAGGGACGAUGAUUCAGCGGAACGCGCAGAGCGAGGGGGGGCUGCCAUCAGGUGAAGAGUGUGGAGGCGAAGGCGGAGCUGGAGGCGGAAGUACCCCCGCUCUUCCCACUAGGGAUGAGGGGGAGCACGGCACGCACGGCACUCCUGCCAGCAGCAGCACUGGCGACGCCAGCAGCAGCACCGGCAACGCGGUCAGCAGCUCCAGCAACGCCGACAGCUCCAACCGCCAGUCCCCUGCAACCAGCAGCUCAACGCCAGACCCACACCCACUCCCACAUGGCGUACACGGAGGGGAUGGAGGCGGGGGCGGGGAACAUUCAGCUGCACAUACAGCUACUGCUGCUGUAGUAUCUCAUGACGGGCAUGAGGAGGAGGCCCGCACCUGCAGCACUAGUGCGGAGCGCUCAGCCCAUGAGGGGCAUGAAGACGAGGACAGCGUCUUCUUCAACAGCAGCUCCAGCGCUGGCAGCAGAAGUAGCACCAGCAGCGCCAGCGACCCACGUGCGCUUGACUGGGAAGAUUUCCGUACAUGGAUGAAGAAGCAGUGGACAAAAAUACAGGAAAAGGACGUCACCGAGAUCCGAAACAAGUUGAUAAAGGCUCGAAAAGAAUACUCUGAAGUGGGCGGCGAUAGGCAUAACAAACUUAUUGUUCUGCAUCAAGCCUACGCCAACGAGGCGGAGGCAUAUGAGGAGCGGGCCAGUCUUGCUGAAGUGGCAUUUGAGUAUGCCCGUGACAGGUUAUAUCAGUUUGAGGCAAGAGAAAAAAUAUCUGCAACGGCGAGUCGAGGAGUUGCGAGAUGCAGCUGCGGAGAAGGGAGCG